Molecule: messenger RNA, 1071 nt
Organism: Entamoeba invadens IP1
Lineage: Eukaryota; Evosea; Mastigamoebida; Endamoebidae
Exons: 1
Coding region: 1-1071 (356 amino acids)
Source: RefSeq, a predicted model, not a curated record
AUGAUGAUAAACUGGCUUAUCGAGGUGAGUACUAGCAAUGGCAAAACAGAGAACAAACUUGGGAUAUCAAUUGUGAAUAGUAUCGCAAAUUUCAUCAUAACAAACAAAGACGACUUCAUUGAGGAGAUCAAGACACUUAAUGAGAAGAAAGAGUCAUUUAAAGAAAACAUUGCAGCUUUGUUGAAAUCGGUAUUGUCAAAAGUAAGUCAACCAAAAGAAAGGAAGAAGAAGAUUGAGCGCAAAUCUUUGGAAAAGAAGGUUCCCGAGAAAAAAUUGGAGAAAAAGUCGAAGUUUGUCGUCGAGAGCGACGAAGAGGACACCCGUUCAAAGUUACAAAAGCGUAAGAAGAAAGUUGAGAAGAAAGAAAUUGAAGUUCACAAGAAACGCCCGAUUUUUUCAGAACCAGAAGUAAAGAGAGUCAGGCGAAGAAAUCGUGAUGUCGACGACGAUGCAGAGGACGAUGUACAGUUUGGAAAAGAACCUCGGCAAGGAAUAAACACCAUUUCAAAGAACAAAGAAGCUUAUUUGAAAGGACUAAUUAAUUAUGGGUGUGUUGACAACAUGAAGUCAAAUUUGCUAUUACAACAGAUUGCAAGUCUGGGCCCAGAUAUGGACUUGAACACCGACGUCGACUUUUUGAAUCAAUCACCAAACCCAAAUCCCGUCUUUAAAAUACCCGAGCCUUUCCCAUCAAAUUAUAUGAACACAAAACUUGUCUUUGGCAAGAUGAGCAAAAACAAGGACAAACCAUAUGUGAAAUGCGCCAGUACGCUCAUCCUCCCCAAAAAUGAUGAUUUCGAGGCGAAGGGUGGUGAGAUGUUUAAAACAACAUUUUCUAAAAUACACACAUUGUCAGUCAGCGAGCCACCAACACAGCGACAGUCGAACGCAAACUCGUACAUCGCUUAUGACGAUCAACCAAAUAGGGAGUACGACGAAACGGGUUUUGAGCAAGGACCGCCAACCGAAUAUAAACCACUUAAUGUCCUAACGGGUAGAAGGACACAAACUGAUUCGUAUGACCCCUUCACGUUCUUCAGGAUCGGUUAUAAACAAUAUGAUAAAGUGUAG